AUGGCCGCUUCUAGUUUGCGCAUAGUCGCCGCGGCAAGUUUCCUGCCAGCCUUCCCUCUGCUCCUGGCCCACGGCGUCGUUUCGCACUCGCCGGUGCCGGCCACGGGCUUGGUACCGCUCGCCUUCUCGGCCGGUGUGUCGCUCUUCCUCGUUCUACGGCAGAACACCAAGCACAGCGGCGGAAGCAACCACGUAGAUGAGGAGACCGCGCAGGACGAACGCACCGACUCGUCGCCGGAUGCCGAUUUGCACCCGUUCCUGGUGUUUGGGGUGGAUGUCGUCCUGAGCGCGGCACUGCUCAUCGUGCUGGUGUUCUCGUGGCUGCAAUCCACCCACUUCAACGGGCAGUUGGCCACGCUCGCGGCCUACGCCACCAUACCGUUGCUCGUGAACUUCUUCAUCCAUCUAUACUUGGCGGUACGAAGCUUCUCCACCGGUCUCGCGCUCCAUGAUCUGACGCAGUGGCUGGCGUGGCAGGUCGUGCCGGCCGAUUGUCCCGACUGCGGCCACCGGCUGCGGCCGUCGUCGGCGCCGACGAUCCCGUGGCUCGAGUCGGCCCGCCGGCUGAAAUUGCCCGCCGUGCCCAACGUGAAGGCCCCGAGGUGGAAGGCCCCCGCGUGGCUGCCGAAGCGGUCGCAGAGCUACGCGCCCCUGCUGGCCGAUGGCGAGCACGAGCGCUACACGGAUGAGCCCGAGGAGGGCGGCCCGUCCACGCGGGUUGAGGAGCCCGCGGAGGUGGCCGUGGUCGGCAAGAGGGAUAAGAGGGCGAAGGAUGUGUCGUCCCCUAUUGAUGAGUAA
Molecule: messenger RNA, 798 nt
Organism: Neoarthrinium moseri
Lineage: Eukaryota; Fungi; Ascomycota; Sordariomycetes; Amphisphaeriales; Apiosporaceae
Exons: 2
Coding region: 1-798 (265 amino acids)
Source: RefSeq, a predicted model, not a curated record